AUGACGGACAAAAAAUCGAAGAAAAGUAAUUCAGAAAGCAAUAUUACAAAGGAAAGCAAAUUGAAGCAAAGUAGUUUGAAGGCUAGUAGUAAACUGAAAUCAAAAAACAAGAAAUCUCUUCUAUCAUCAGACCCAGGCUUCAUACAGUAUCUAAACAAGUAUGGAACAGACUUUGCCAAGUUUGUACUCCCACAGAAUGAUCCUGCUUGCGCAUCUAGUGGCAGUAAGUUAGACGACACAGCUAUACAGACUCUACUCCAGGAAUCCUAUGAAGAUUAUAUGAAGUUAAAGGCCAGGUUUGUAAAUAAGAAGGAUGAGGAGAGUAACAUAACCGAGAUUCAGGGUAUUUCAAGAGGAGCUGGUCCAGAUACAUUCAAAGCUAAGGUAGUUCUUGAAGGAAAGAAAAAGAUACAUGAUAUAGUAGAUUUGAAUGAGAAUGACUAUAGACUGCCAUUCCUUCUUAAGACCUGGAGUUCAGGUUGA
Messenger RNA from Vittaforma corneae ATCC 50505, 483 nucleotides. RefSeq lists its product as uncharacterized. The record is from RefSeq and is a predicted model, not a curated record. The transcript has a single exon. Bases 1 to 483 code for a protein of 160 amino acids. NCBI's taxonomy places the organism in Eukaryota, Fungi, Microsporidia, Nosematidae.